GAAUAAAUAAUAAUAAGAGUAAUAAUAUAUUUGAUAAAAUUUCAAACUUCCACUAGCUUGCUAUAAGUUUAAAAUUUUCAUAAAUCUCUCUCUUUAUGGGAUCCUACUGCCUGAAAAUGGUUAUGAUCAGCAGGCCACCGAUUUUUGUUACAUUAUUAUUACUGCUACCAAGCUCGAUAUUCGGUUUGCCAGAGUGUAACUUUCCAGCUAUAUUUAACUUUGGUGAUUCGAAUUCGGAUACUGGCGGUUUAUCUGCUGUGUUUGGACAAUUUCCUUUGCCUAAUGGCCAGACUUACUUCCAAUCUCCUGCUGGACGCCGCUGUGAUGGUCGGCUUCUUAUCGAUUUUAUAGCUGAAGGUUUAGGAUUACCCUAUCUUAGUCCAUUUCUGGAUUCAAUGGGUACAAAUUUUAGCCAUGGAGCCAAUUAUGCCACAGCUGGAUCCACUAUACGACGUCAAAACACUACUAUUUGGCAGAGUGGGUAUAGCCCAAUUUCCUUAGACGUUCAGUAUAUUGAAUUCUCUGAUUUCUUAAAAAGAUCCAAAAUAAUCCGUGAAAAAGGAAACGUCUUUAAGGACCUGCUCCCUGGAACGGAGAAGUUUUCUAGCGCGUUGUACACGUUUGAUAUUGGUCAAAAUGAUCUCACCUCUGGUUACAAACUUAACAUGUCUACUGAACAAGUUAAAGCGUAUGUUCCAGAUGUUAUAUCGCAGUUUACAACUACCAUUAAGAAUAUAUAUGUUAGCGGCGGCAGAUCAUUUUGGAUACACAACACAGGUCCAGUAGGCUGCUUGCCUUAUAUUAUGGAUACACGUUUGAUCACGGCGGCACAGAUAGAUAAACAUGGUUGUGCCUCCCCGUUUAACGGUGUUUCUCAGUAUUUUAACGAAAAACUGAAGGAAGCCAUAAGCCAACUCCGAAAGGAACUUCAUUUGGCCGCAAUCACUUAUGUUGAUAUCUAUUCAGUCAAGUAUUCACUCAUUGCGCAGUCAAAAAAGCUUGGAUUUGGUGACCCAUUCAUGGUGUGUUGCGGGCACGGUGGAAGGUACAACUUCAACAAUGCAAUGAGGUGCGGGAGCACAAAAAUGGUGAAAGGUAAAGAAAUUUUGAUUGCAAAGUCUUGUGAAGAUCCGUCAUCACGAAUCCUUUGGGAUGGGAUCCACUUCACUGAGGCAGCUAACAAAUGGAUGUAUGGUCAGAUUAUGAACGGAGCAUUCUCGGAUCCGCCGGUUCCAUUAAAGAUGGCUUGCCAUAUUUGAAAGCUUUUCAAUCAACACCUGAAGAAUUUGAUUGUAGAUUGUUUCUAAGUUUAGAAUUUCUGAUGACCAUGAAAUCUAAACUACUUCUUCACAAGCUCCAUUUGCAAAA
Messenger RNA from Erigeron canadensis, 1368 nucleotides. RefSeq names its product GDSL esterase/lipase At3g26430-like. Gene Ontology annotation, molecular function: hydrolase activity, acting on ester bonds. The transcript has 5 exons. The record is from RefSeq and is a predicted model, not a curated record. Lineage: Eukaryota; Viridiplantae; Streptophyta; Magnoliopsida; Asterales; Asteraceae. Bases 96 to 1259 code for a protein of 387 amino acids.